GCGCUGUGCCGUUUCAGUGCGAGGCCUUAGCUCGCGUUCGGCCGGCGCGCGUGUACUUCCCUCGACUCCGACGACUUACGAAGUUACGAUUACGACUCCGACGACUUACGAAGUCACGACUACGGCUCCGAAGACGGCGACGACUCCGGCGGUGGUGGCGGCGUUGGCGUCAUAAUAAUCAUCGCAUUAUUUGUUUUCACCUCCCCCGUCGUCACCGGAGACAAUACUGCUGUAUUGCAGUUGUCGCAAUCGUGAUAAUUCGCAGCUAUAAAAAGCCACCAAAUUAAAUAAUAUUAAUGUUCACUGAACUAUAAUGUCCAUAUUACCACCUUCGCGUGGAAAAAUUGUAUUUGGACUGGGUAUAGCCUACUUACUGGUGCAGUUUUUAUAUGUCAGCUAUUACAACGAAACACGUCGCUUUGACAAUCUGAUUGCAACGACAACGCAAGAAUACUUUCCAUCGACCAAUCCUGUGCCAAUAACUCACCUCAAUCUUUCCGGUAUUCAAACUAUGUUUUAUAAUGAUGUUCAAACUAUAGAGACAAAAGACAAAAAUCUUCUCAUGCCGUGUCCACAAACUCCACUUGCUUUAAAUGGAACAGUGCGUUUGCUUGUACCUGCUCAGGAAACUUUGGAAGAAGUGGCGCAGGAGUUAUCCUGGCUAAGAUUUUUAGAAGGCGGACGCCAAAUGCCUUUAGAUUGCCAGGCGAGAUAUAAAAUUGCAAUUAUAGUGCCUUAUAGAAACCGACUAGCCAAUCUUUGUUCAUUCCUUUUAAAUAUGCAUCCAUUUUUAACAAAACAACAGUUGGAUUACACUAUAUUUAUCAUAGAACAGUUCGACGAUGGACUCUUUAAUCGGGCGAUGUUAAUGAACGUUGGGUUUACCGAAGCUUUAAAGUUACAUGAUUUUGAUUGUUUCUUUUUCCAUGACGUAGACCUUAUACCAGAGAAUGACAGAAACAUAUACAGUUGUCCCGAUCAGCCAAGACACAUGUCAGUAGCUAUUGACAAAUUUAAUUACAGACUGCCAUAUGUGGAUUUAUUCGGUGGAGUGAUAGGAAUGAGCCGAAAGCAUUUCCAGCUGGUCAACGGAUUCAGUAAUAUGUUCUGGGGAUGGGGUGGCGAAGACGACGACAUGGCGUCUCGGGUCAAGGCACAUGAUCUAAACAUCACCAGAUACCAUCCGGACGUGGCACGUUAUCACAUGCUAACACAUGCCCAACAAAAGGCCAACCCAAAAAGGUACGAAAAAUUAUACAGCGGCCGGAAACGAUUCAAAACGGACGGACUUAACAAUCUCGAGUACCGGGUAAAAGCGUUGAAACAAUUGCCGCUUUUCACAUAUUUGCUGGUCGACUUGACUAGUAGGCGUAGUUGAUGGACGAUGAUGAUGUGGCACUGGCCGUUUGGUCAGCAAGCCGCUUAAAAAAGCCAUUUAUGGUCUCUCUCUCGCUCUCUCUCUCUCUCUCUCUCUCUCUCUCUCUCUCUCUCACUACACUUUAUUUCUCUCUCUCCCUUUCCUAUCUGAGAGAGUCCCGUGGCAUAUUGUUAUUUUUAUUUUAAAAUUGAUUUACAAUGUAAAGUAAGCAUAAGUACGUAAUAUUUAUGUAUGUAUUAUGUAAACAUUUUUUUCUUUUUAUAUAUAUAUUAUAUUAUAUUAAAUUAUCAGGGUUAUCGUUCCCUGAUUUGGUGCUAAACUAAAACAUGUAUUGUUAUUUGCAUACGCACUUGAAUUAAAUAUGUAUAAAACGGGGAGUUAUAUACGGCCGGAUAGAUAUCGUCGGACUCACGAGGAAAAAAAUCAAAAUCCGAUAUCCUUUUAUUAUUUAUUAUUAUUAUUAUUACUAGUACCUAUCACUAUCCCUCGAUUUUCGGAAAAUUGGUGUCGACAUUAAAAUAAUAUAGAAACAACGAAUGUGUGUUUUAGCGCAAAACAAUAAUACUGUUCCAUUAGACAAGCAUAGAACACAGCGAUCGCAACCCAACAGACGUUUGAAUAAAAUAUAAUACUUGCAGUAUUACGGUUUCUCUGCAGUGUCUGGACGCGGCGUCUAGUGUUGACUACCGGUCCGGACAUAUCAACGUCCAGACGAUGCAGGGAAACCGUACCUUUACGCAGUAUUUCUUAACGAUCUCAUCAUUGUCUAACUUAAUGUCUGUUUAUAACAACUUUCGUCAAAAACUUUAAUCAGAUUUUAUAAAAUUUAAUAUUAUUAUGAUUACCCCGAUAACAUUUUAAACGAUUACAAUGACCUAUUAGAUUAAUUAGGACCUGUUAACAUGAUAUCUAUUUCGUAGUUUUUUAACAUACCGGUCACUUUUUCACUCGUUAACAUCAAAUAUUUCAUAUGAUUAUAAAUUACAUAUUAUAUAAUAUUACAUUAUUUCGUGGUUUAUAUUUACUGGUAUAAAACAUUUUCUAAUACCUAUAGAGAUAUGGGUAGAUAUUAAUGAUAUUAUAGCAAUAUUUGUUUUUUUUCUAAAAUAUUUUCUCUCAUUUCAUAUUCAUAUUGUAGAUAAUAAUACACCAACUAAUGAAUUUUUGAACAUUAUACACCUUGUAUAUAAAACAUACCAUAGUGGUGAGGUUCAUUUUUAUUUCACUAAUCUUACUUUCAUGUAUACACAACAAUACUUUUUACAUAUUUCAUGAUUUUGGGAUCAAUAAAUAGGCAAUAAGUAUUAGGGUAGGCCUAUUUUUGGGUCAAUAUGACUCUGUGAUAUUUAUUAAAUAUAUAUUAAAAACAUUAAAUACAUUCUCUAUCUUUUAAUUGAUUCAAAAACCGGGCAAUUUUAUCAUUUAAGGACCCGCCGUAUUUGUUAUUUAAGAUAAACGAGACUUGUAGAUUUAUAAAUUCAUCAAUUUAAAAUGUAACUUAUUAAUAACUAUGAUAAUAUAAAAAUUAUAAUAUAUAUUAUGUACGUAUAUCUGUAUAAUAGUAAUUUAUUAUUGGGUACGUUUACAAUUAGGCGUGUACCUAUUUUUUUUAUUGAUGUGUUUUUUGAAAAUAUUUUUAUUAGUUUAUAUAAUAUAUUUAUUUAUAUGUGUUUUAUUAUAAAGGAUACUACUUUUUAAAAAAUUAACAUUUUGUCAUCCUAUAAUAUAUUAAAAUUAUGUAAUACCCAACGAAUUUUGCGUCCAAAACACUCAUAUUUUGAGGCUAUCAAAUCUUAUUAAAUCUAUACAAGUUAUUGGUAUAUUUACCUGUGAAAAUUACUAAAAUUCUACAACUAUAAAAUAAAAUUAAAUCUACAAUAAUACAUUAAUUUUAUAAAACAUACUCAAAGAAUAAUCAAUAGAAGUUGUAUUUUAAAAUCGAAUUCAAACUCACGAGUACUCUUUUUAUUAUCUACAAUAAACUUCAUUGUAACAAAAUAUUUUUAAACGUAUUUUAAGACUGUACAAAAGCAUAUUUAAAAAAAUUGUAAAAACGUGUUGUAUUUAUAAACAUCGAAUCAGUACAUUGUAAAAACCUAACCUAACCUUAAAAAUUUCAUUAUUUCAUUAAUCAUAGUUAAAAAUGUAAACCUGAAUAUUAGUUGUUAUUGGAUACUUAAAAAAUAUUAUAAAUAAAAUUAAUAUUUUAAUCGACGAUUUAAGUGGAGAAGUUGCUAAUUAAUUAAAAGUAUAAAAGAUAAAUUUAAUUUUGGAAUUUAUGCAAUAGUAUACAACACAAUAUUUUAACCCAAUAAACCUAUGAAUUUAAAUGUUGUAAUUUUAAUAAUACGUUCACAGUUAUUUAAUUAUCUUAUUAUUAUAUAUACAUUUAGUAAAAAAAAAAAAUACAUAACAUUUAUGAGAAUACGUUUGAAAAUAUUUUUAAAAUAAUUAUUACAGCAAUGUAACAUUUCAAAUUAUCAACAAAAAUAUAAAUACAUAUUUAUAAGAAAAAUAAAUUGUCCACAGACGUCUUAUGCUGUAAAUUUGUUAUUACGUAUUUAUUGUUUUACAUUUUACUUAUUGUAUUAGAUAUAUUUUACCACAUAGAGUGUACAGACUGACAUCAAUGUGUAUUUUUUUUUCAAUUAUAUUUGUUGAAAGUUCGUUUUUAAUGAUGUUCAUAAAAUAAUUUAGAUACCUAUACCCUUGUCACACUCGUAAAUUUAUUAAGUUAUUACUUGGAUACUGUAGUAGAACUAGGGUAUUAUUUGUUAUACAUGUUUUUUGUUUUUUUUUUAAGCGAAGUUUAAUACUUAUUUUUCCUUAUUGUUAUAUUGUAUGUACUUUUUUUUGUAACUUUUGAAUUUAUUUAGGUCAUAUCACUUCUGUGCUAAAAUUCUUGAAACUAUUCAAUAAAUUAUUUCAUUUUUAAAUUCUAAUAAUUGAGUUACACAAAUAUUGUAUGACUUGUAUUAAUACAUAUCAUAAUAAUAUUACCUUUUAA
Rhopalosiphum padi (bird cherry-oat aphid) is the source of this 4385-nucleotide messenger RNA. RefSeq names its product beta-1,4-N-acetylgalactosaminyltransferase bre-4-like. NCBI's taxonomy places the organism in Eukaryota, Metazoa, Arthropoda, Insecta, Hemiptera, Aphididae. Gene Ontology annotation, biological process: glycosphingolipid biosynthetic process; carbohydrate metabolic process. The transcript is spliced from 7 exons. Bases 314 to 1378 code for a protein of 354 amino acids. Gene Ontology annotation, molecular function: N-acetyl-beta-glucosaminyl-derivative 4-beta-N-acetylgalactosaminyltransferase activity. The record is from RefSeq and is a predicted model, not a curated record.